Molecule: messenger RNA, 5734 nt
Organism: Chara braunii
Lineage: Eukaryota; Viridiplantae; Streptophyta; Charophyceae; Charales; Characeae
Source: the annotation of a GenBank genome assembly
CCGAAGCGCAAGGACUUUGUGAAGGACUACGUCGCAAAGUGUCCAUGUGUCAAGAGGUGAACAAUGCGAACCACCUUCCUUAUGGUUUGCUCCAACCUCUUCCUAUCCCUUAGGGUUGUUGGCAGUCCAUCUCGAUGGACUUUAUUGGUCUCCUUCGUCCUCCGACCCCUCGCGGUCAUGAUGCUAUCCUGGUCGUCGUCGACCGCUUCACGAAGCGUGCACGCUUUGUUCCGUGCCGCAAUGCCAUUAGUGCACGCGAGGUCGCUGACAUCGUACUUGACCGAGUCGUGCGUGACCAUGGCUUACCUCUGAGCAUCAUAUCUGACCGUGACCCGCGCUUUACCAGCCGAUUCUGGAGACGGCUCCAUGAGGUGUACGGCACACAACUCCAAUUCUCCUCGUCUUACCAUCCUCAGACUAAUGGUCAGACUGAGAUCACGAACAGGAAUCUCGGAGAUAUUCUCCGAAAGAUUGUUCGUGACGACCAGCAGUGGGAUCUCCAUCUUGCCCACGAGGAGAUAGCCUACAACCACGCCGUUUCUCCAGUCACGGGGAUGUCGCCUUACUAUUGCGACCUCGGCUAUCACCCUCGUGUUCCCGCGGAUUUCCUUCGACCGUCGCAGAUGCACCCCGACACGAGUUGUCCCACGCUGGAUGAUUGGGUUGCACACAUGACGUCGAUCAUGAAGACCGCACAUGAGCACAUAGCCGCUUCCCAGACUGGCAUGGCAGCACGUGCGAACCGAUCGAGGAUGGAUCACCCAUUCAAAGUCAGUGAUGAUGUGCUCAUCGACGCCCGUCACUUACAGCUCGAAGCGGACACGCUUCGCAAGUUUCGGCAUCGCUUCUUUGGCCCAUGCCGCAUCCUCCAGGCCGUCGGUUCUGAUACGACUUCGAGCCCGGUCAGCUUCCGUGUGAAGCUGCCCGACUACCUACGCCCGGAUCGUGUGCACGAUGUCUACCACGUCUCGUUACUGCGAGGAGGAGGAAGAGGAGGAGGAGGAGGAGGAGGAGGAGACGAAGUAGAAGACGAGGAGGAGGAGGAAGAGGAAGAGGAAGAGGAAGAGGGGGAGAAGGAUGAAAAAGAAGAUGUGCAAUACGAGGAAGAGGAGGAGGAGGAGCAGGAGGAGCAGGAGGAGCAGGAGGAGGAGCAGGAGGAGGAGGAGCAGGAGGAGCAGGAGGAGGAGGAGGAGGAGGAGGAGGAGGACGACGAGGAGGAGGAGGACGAGGAGGAAGGAGGAUCGCCGAGGAGGAGGAGGAGGAGGAGAGAAGGAGGAUCGCCGAGCAGGAGGAGGAGGGGAAGGAGGAAGGAGGAGGAUCGACGAGAAGGAGGCGGAGGAGGAAGUGGAGGAGAGAAGGAGCAUCACCGAGGAGGAGGAGGAGGAGAGAAGGAGGAAGGAGGAGGAUUGCCAAGGAGGAGGAAGGAUGAUCGCCAAGGAGGUGGAGGAAGGAGGAGGAGGCGGAGGAGGAGGAAGAGGAGGAGGAGGCGAGGAGGAGGAGGAGGAAGGAGGAUCCCCGAGGAGGAGGAGGAGGAAGGAGGAUCGACGAGAAGGAGGAGGAAGGAGGAGGAGGCGGAGGAGGAGGAGGAGACGGAGGAGGAGGAAAUGGAGGACGAGGCGAGGAGGAGGGGGAGGAGGAGGAAGGAGGAUCGCCGAGGAGGAGGAGGAGGAGGAGGAGGAGGAGAGAAGGAGGAAGGAGGAGGAUCGUCGAGAAGGAUGGAGGAUCGCCGAGGAGGAGGAGGGAGGAGGAGGUCGAGCAGAGGGGAGCGACUUUGGAUACUGGCCGAGGAGGGGGAGCAGGAGGAGGAGGAGAGAAGGAGAGGAGGAAGGAGGAGGAUCGCCGAGGAGGAGGAAGAAGGAUCGGCGAGGAGGAGGAAGAAGGAGGAGGCGGCAAAGGAGGAGGAGGCGGAGGAGGAGGAAAAGGAGGAGGAGGCGAGGAGGAGGAGGAGGAGGAAGGAGCAUCGUCGAGGAGGAGGAGGAGGAGGAAGGAGCAUCGUCGAGGAGGAGGAGGAGGAGAAGAGAAGGAGGAUCGCCGAGGAGGAGGAGGAGGAGGAGGAGGAGAAAGAAGGAGGAAGGAGGAGGAAGGAGGAGGAUCGACGAGGAGGAGGAGGAGGAGGAGGAGGAGGAGGAGAGAAGGAGAGGAGGAAGGAGGAGUAUCGCCGAGGAGGAGGAAGAAGGAUCAGCGAGGAGGAGGAAGAAGGAGGAGGCGGCAGAGGAGAAAGACGCGGAGGAGGAGGAAGAGGAGGAGGAGGAGGCGAGGAGGAGGAGGAGGAGGAAGGAGCAUCACCGAGGAGGAGGAGGAGAAGAAGAGAAGGAGGAUCAUCGAGGAGGAGGAGGAGGAGGAGGAGAAAGAAGCAGGAAGGAGGAAGGGGGAGGAUCGAUGAGGAGGAGGCGGAGGAGGGAGAGGAGGAGAGAAGGAGGAUCGCCGAGGAGGAGGAGGAGGAGGACAGAAGGAGGAAGGAGGAGGACUGCCGAGGAGGCGGAAGGGGGAUCGUCGAGGAGGAGGAGGAGGAGGAGAGAAGGAGGAAGGAGGAGGAUCGCCGAGGAGGAUGGAGGAUCGGCCGAGGAGAAGGAAGAGGAGUAGUAGAGAAGGAGAGGAGGAAGGAAGAGGAUCGCCGAGGAGGAGGAAGAAGGAUCGGCGAGGAGGAGGAAGAAGGAGGAGGCUGCAGAGGAGCAGGCGGCGGAGGAGGAAGAGGAGGAGGAGGAGGCGAGGAGGAGAAGGAGGAGGAGGAAGAAGGAGCAUCACCGAGGAGGAGGAGGAGGAGGAAGGAGCAUCACCGAGGAGGAGGAGGAGGAGGAGGAGGAGGAGGAAGGAGCAUCACCGAGGAGGAGGAGGAGGAAAAGAGAAGGAGGAUCGCCAGGAGGAGGAGGAGGAGGAGAAAGAAGGAGGAAGGAGGAGGAAGGACGAGGAUCGACGAGGAGGAGGUGGAGGAGGGAGAGGAGGAAAGAAGGAGGAGAGAAGGAGGAAGGAGGAAGGAGGAGGACCACCGAGGAGGAGGAAGGCGGAUCACCGAGGAGGAGGAGGAGGAGGAGAGAAGGAGGAAGGAGGAGGAUCGCCGAGGAGAAUGGAGGAUCGCCAAGAAAGGGCCGAGGAGGAGGAGGAGGAGGAGGAGGAGGAGAGAAGGAGAGGAGGAAGGAGGAGGAUCGCCGAGGAGGAGGAAGAAGGAUCGGCGAGGAGGAGGAAGAAGGAGGAGGCGGCAGAGGAGGAGGAGGCAGAGGAGGAGGAAAAGGAGGAGGAGGAGGCGAGGAGGAGGAGGAGGAGGAAGGAGCAUCGCCGAGGAGGAGGAGGAGAAAAGAAGGAGGAUCGUCGAGGAGGAGGAGGAGGAGGAGAAAGAAGGAGGAAGGAGGAGGAAGGGGGAGGAUCGACGAGGAGGAGGCGGAGGAGGGAGAGGAGGAGAGAAUGAGCAUCGCCGAGGAGGAGGAGGAGGAGGAGGAGGAGGAGGAGGAGGAGGAGAGAAGGAGGAAGGAGGAGGAAGGGGGAUCGCUGAGGAGGAGGAGGAGGAGGAGAGGAGGAAGGAGGAGGAUCGCCGAGGAGGAUGGAGGAUCGCCGAGCACGAGGAGGGAGGAGGAGGCCGAGCAGAGGGGAGCGACUUUGGAUAUUGGCGGAGGGGGAGGAGGAGGAGGAGGAGGAGAGAAGGAGAAGAGGAAGGAGGAGGAUCGUUGAGGAGGAGGAAUAAGGAUCGGCGAGGAGGAGGAUGGAGGAGGAGGCGGCGGAAGAGGAGGAGGAGGAGGACGAGGAAGAGGAGUAGAAGAGGAGGAGGAGGAGAGGAGGAGGAGGAGGAAGGAGCAUCGCCGAGGAGGAGGAGGAGGAGAAGAGAAGGCGAAUCGCUGAGGAGGAGGAGGAUGAGGAGGAGGAGGAGGAGGAGAAAGAAGGAGGAAGGAGGAGGAAGGAGGAGGAUCGACGAGGAGGAGGCGGAGGAGGGAGAGGAGGGAGAGGAGGAGAGAAGGAGUAUCGCCGAGGAGGAGGAGGAGGAGGAGAGAAGAAGGAAGGAGGAGGACCGCCGAGGAGGAGGAAGGGGGAUCGCCGAGGAGGAGGAGGAGGAGGAAAGAAGGAGGAAGGAGGAGGAUCGUCGAGGAGGAUGGAGGAUCGCCGAGCAGGAGGAGGGAGGAGGAGGCCGAGCAGAGGGGAGCGACUUUGGAUACAGUGCGCAAGAUGAUUACGAUGUGGAGGAUGAGGAUGUCAUUUACGAUGCGUAUGGCGUAUGGGCAGGGAAGGACAUGAUUGAGGAGAUUGCAACCACGGGGAAGGGGAAAAAAAAGGUGCACGAUGACCCGCUAGUGUCUCGUGUGCGGGACAGUGCCACAGCCACGGGCGCAGGGUCGACACGCACGCCUCAUAUGUCAGUACCCCCCCCCAGCACUCCGUUGUUUGACAUGCCUCUCGAUGAUGGGGCAGCCAGACGACCUUCAGAGGGACCUCUCCUACAGACYGUAGCAGAGGACGCGUGUCCCGAUGUUGGGGAGCAGGAGGCAUCUCAUGACAGGGAGGAGGUGUGUCCCGGUGUUGACGAGCAGGAGGCAGCUCCCGACAUGGAGGAGCAGGAGGAGGCUGCCAUGACCCAUGAGCAGCCUUUCGGACGAUUAUCAUCAUUCAACAGCAGUGUAAUUGUAGGUUCACACGAUGGCAGUGGUGGUUUGUCGAUGCCUCCACUUGCUCGGGGUCAUUCACAGCCUGCGCGCAGGGGAUCGGUCAAUUCGUCUACGAUUCCUCCACUCCCCGCCCGAGUGUCAUCGAUCAUUGUUGACAACACCGCGACAAGAGGGAAGAAGAGGAAGACCGCUGAUACAUGUGAGGUAGAGCAUUCACAAGCACAGAGACCUCCGGGGCGAGGUAGACCACGGGGGCGCCCCCCAGGGGGUCGAUCUGGCAGGGGUAGAGGGAGGCAGGGUGUCGUUGGAGCGACGGAGAGGCUGUUGGGAUCAUUGGGUGCCAUUGGUGGUGGUUCGCCAUCACCCAUAUCCGUGGACGAAGUGAGGACUCGAUCUCGUGCUGUUGUGGGGAAGAGGACGCAUGCCGAUGUUGAGGAUAAUGAUGGCACUGAUGAGCAGGCCAGCAGUGACGGGUCUGAGAGCGUAUAUGAGGCACCACCACAGGCCUCAUCAUGGCCCUCAUGUGAUGAUGGCGACGAUGACGAUGGACGGCAUGAUGAUGAUGAUGCCAUGGCAGAGGACAAUACACUGGCGCAAGAUGAUUACGAUGUGGAGGAUGAGGAUGUCAUUUACGAUGCGUAUGGCGUAUGGGCAGGGAAGGACAUGAUUGAGGAGAUUGCAACCACGGGGAAGGGGAAAAAAAAGGUGCACGAUGACCCGCUAGUGUCUCGUGUGCGGGACAGGGAUAGAGGGAGGCAGGGUGUCGUUGGAGCGACGGAGAGGCUGUUGGGAUCAUUGGGUGCCAUCGGUAGUGGUUCGCCAUCACCCACAUCUGUGGACGGGGUGAGAACUCGAUCUCGUGCUGUUGUGGGGAAGAGGACGCAUGUCGAUGUUGAGGAUAAUGAUGGCACUCAUGAGCAGGCCAGCAGUGACGGGUCUGAGAGCGUAUAUGAGGCACCACCACAGGCCUCAUCAUGGCCCUCAUGUGAUGAGGGCGACGAUGACGAUGAUGACGAUGGACGGCAUGAUGAUGAUGAUGCCAUGGCAGAGGACGAUACACUGGUUGAUGGGUGCUGAUGUAUUUGAGAGAGAGAGAGAGAGAGAGAGAGAGAGAGAGAGAGAGAGAGAGAGAGAGAGAGAGAGAG